UACCCUGUGUGGCCACGUUAUGGUACUGGUCAACAGCUUGUGACUGAUACUCGUCAUCUAACUGUAGCCACCUUAGAAGAGAGGCCGUUUGUUAUUGUUGAGAGCACAGACCCAAUAACGGGAGACUGUGUGCGGAACACCGUGCCGUGUCGCAAGCAGAGCAAUCUGACUUUGAGUAGUUCGGGUGAACCCUAUUCCAAGUUGUGUUGUAAAGGAUUCUGUAUUGACAUCUUGAAGAAGUUGGCUAGAACUGUUAAGUUCUCAUAUGAUCUUUAUCUGGUGACCAAUGGCAAGCAUGGGAAGCUUGUACGA
This is a messenger RNA of Staurois parvus, 312 nucleotides long. Lineage: Eukaryota; Metazoa; Chordata; Amphibia; Anura; Ranidae. The record is from the annotation of a GenBank genome assembly.